AUGGCCGGCAACGCGCUCGGACAACUGCCCAUCCUCCCGCGCAUCCACGUGCGUCUCUGCUUCCCCCAGGGCUACAUCGACCUGGCGCAGGUGGCGGCCGUGCACGUAGAGGUGCCGCUCGCGCUGGUCGAGGACAUGACGAACCAAGAGUUCCACGGCAACGAGACGCUGACCGAGCUGCAGGACAAGACGGGCCCGGCCAUGUUCCACAUCCACGACACCGUGGUGGCGGCCCUGUCGGCCAGGACCGACUCCCGAUGGAUGCCCGACUUCACCCCCUUCAAGCUCCUCCGCGUCAAGGACACCUGGCAACACCUCGGCAUCGGCUUCACCAUCGAGCAGCACAGCACGGCCGUCAGGAAGGAUCUGGUGGUCGACGUGAUAUGCCCGUCUGACUUGACCCCGGACAGGACCAUGUACUGCGACGUUCUCCCGUUUAAGCCCCCUCGACUCUCCAUCGAGUAA
Messenger RNA from Thermothelomyces thermophilus ATCC 42464, 465 nucleotides. RefSeq lists its product as uncharacterized. The record is from RefSeq and is a predicted model, not a curated record. Bases 1 to 465 code for a protein of 154 amino acids. The transcript has a single exon. Lineage: Eukaryota; Fungi; Ascomycota; Sordariomycetes; Sordariales; Chaetomiaceae.